Molecule: messenger RNA, 15812 nt
Organism: Erpetoichthys calabaricus (reedfish)
Lineage: Eukaryota; Metazoa; Chordata; Cladistia; Polypteriformes; Polypteridae
Gene: slc12a5a
Product: solute carrier family 12 member 5a
Exons: 26
Coding region: 445-3783 (1112 amino acids)
Biological process (GO): potassium ion homeostasis; chloride ion homeostasis; chloride transmembrane transport
Cellular component (GO): membrane
Molecular function (GO): potassium:chloride symporter activity
Source: RefSeq, a predicted model, not a curated record
GUGCGCUGAGGCGUUCCAUCACAACCCCUGCUGCCUGCUGCCACUCUCUGCUCCUCAUCAUCCUCCUCUUGAACAGAGCGGGAGGGGGGGGAGUGUGAGUGAGAGAGGGAGAGAGAGAGAGAGCGCGUGUGCCUGAGACACGGUGAGUGAGAGAAGGAAAGAGGCGUUCUACUGAGAGAGAGCUGUGAAGACCAAGAAAAGGAAGGAGCAACGGAGGGGAAAACGGAAGGCAUUACAUCACCAGCUCCUUAAACAGGCAAAAAUUAAGACAUCCCUGGGGAGGUGGGAGGAAAAUAAACUAACAAAUCAAAAAUAGAAAAUAGGGACAAUUGCUUCCUUCUUGAGGACCUCUCUCUCCUUGUGGAAAGGAAUCAAGAUCUACAGGAUCCAAUCCUGGCUGAAAACUCUGUGUAUGUGUUGUGACUCAGACACCACCACGGCACUAUGCUGAACAACCUCACGGACUGUGAAGAGGGCGACGGUGGACCUAACCAGGGUGAUGCCAACCCCAAGGAAAGCAGUCCCUUCAUUAACAGCAGCAAUGUGGAAAAAGGAAAAGAAUAUGAUGGGAAAAACAUGGCUCUGUUUGAGGAGGAAAUGGACACCAGUCCAAUGGUAUCUUCUCUUCUCAGCAGCCUGGCCAACUACUCUAACCUGCCCCAGGGAAGCAAGGAGCAUGAGGAGGCAGAGAACAAUGAAGAGGCACGCAAGAAACCCGUCAAGGCUCCUCGAAUGGGCACCUUCAUGGGUGUCUAUCUGCCCUGUCUGCAGAACAUCUUUGGAGUGAUCUUGUUUCUGCGUCUCACCUGGGUUGUUGGAAUUGGAGGGGUGAUGGAGUCCUUCUGCAUCGUUUUCAUGUGCUGUGCCUGUACUAUGCUGACUGCUAUCUCUAUGAGUGCCAUUGCCACAAAUGGAGUUGUACCAGCUGGAGGUUCCUACUACAUGAUUUCACGCUCGCUUGGCCCAGAAUUUGGAGGUGCCGUCGGGCUCUGCUUCUACCUAGGGACUACAUUUGCUGGUGCCAUGUAUAUCCUUGGAACCAUUGAGAUUCUACUGACAUAUAUAGUACCAAAUGCAGCUGUCUUCAAAAUGGACGGCCUUGAAGGGGCAGAGGCUGAAAAUGCCAUGCUAAACAAUAUGCGCAUCUAUGGCACUUGUGUUCUUUCUUGUAUGGCUGUGGUGGUCUUCGUUGGAGUAAAGUAUGUGAAUAAGCUAGCACUGGUCUUCCUUGCCUGCGUCAUUGUCUCCAUUAUUUCUAUCUAUGCUGGAGUGAUCAAGUCAGCCUUCGAUCCUCCUGAUUUUCCGAUCUGCAUUCUGGGAAAUCGCACCCUGAUCUGGAAAGACUUUGAUAUUUGUGCAAAACUUGUGGAAGUAGGCAAUGAAACAGUCACAACUAAACUGUGGAGGCUCUUCUGUGACUCACCAUUCCUAAAUGCCACCUGUGACCAGUAUUUUACAGUCAACAAUGUUACAGAGGUGCAGGGAAUUCCAGGCGCGGCAAGUGGAAUCAUCACUGAAAAUCUCUGGAGUAACUACAUGGAUAAAGGAAUAAUCCUUGAGAAGAAAGGGGAGGAAUCGGUGUCCAGCGAUGAAGGAACCCCCAGUUUCACUAAGAAUUAUGUUAUUAGUGACAUGACCACCUUCUUCACACUGCUGGUGGGAAUCUACUUUCCUUCUGUCACAGGCAUCAUGGCAGGAUCAAACAGAUCAGGAGAUCUUCGGGAUGCUCAGAAGUCAAUCCCAAUCGGCACCAUCCUUGCAAUUUCUACAACUUCCUUUGUCUAUAUGUCCAGCAUUAUUUUGUUUGGGGCCUGUAUUGAGGGUGUAGUACUGAGAGACAAGUUCGGUGAGGCUGUCAAUGGUAACCUGGUCAUUGGAACUCUGGCUUGGCCUUCACCUUGGGUUAUUGUUAUUGGGUCCUUCUUCUCCACCUGUGGAGCAGGUCUGCAGAGCUUGACAGGGGCACCCAGGCUCCUGCAGGCUAUCUCAAGGGAUGGCAUUGUCCCCUUCCUCCGAGUAUUUGGCCAUGGUAAAGCAAAUGGCGAGCCAACCUGGGCUUUGCUCCUGACUGCCUCUAUUUGUGAAAUUGGGAUCCUCAUUGCCUCUCUGGAUGCUGUGGCGCCUAUUCUUUCCAUGUUCUUUCUGAUGUGUUAUAUGUUUGUAAACCUUGCCUGUGCCUUACAGACACUUCUUCGGACCCCUAACUGGAGACCCCGAUUCAAAUACUACCACUGGACUCUUUCAUUUCUGGGUAUGAGCUUAUGUCUGUCACUUAUGUUUAUCUGUUCCUGGUACUAUGCCAUUGUUGCCAUGGUUAUUGCUGGUUGCAUCUACAAAUACAUCGAAUAUCGUGGGGCUGAGAAGGAGUGGGGAGAUGGAAUCAGAGGAAUAUCCCUCAGCGCAGCCCGAUUUGCUCUGAUGCGGCUAGAAGAAGGACCGCCUCACACCAAGAACUGGAGGCCUCAGCUCCUGGUCUUGGUGAAUGUUGACCAGGACCAGAAUGUCAAACACCCUCAAUUGCUUUCGUUCACCAAUCAGCUGAAGGCGGGUAAAGGCCUGACCAUUGUGGGCACAGCGCUGGAAGGGACCUACCUGAACAACCACCUGCAGGCACAGCGGGCUGAGCAGUCCCUCCGACGACUAAUGGAAGCUGAGAAGGUCAAAGGGUUCUGCCAAGUUGUGAUCUCAUCUAACCUACGGGAUGGAUUAUCCCAUCUGAUCCAGGCUGGAGGUCUUGGAGGCUUGAAGCACAACACUGUCCUGGUGGGAUGGCCACGAAACUGGAAACAAGCUGAAGAUCACCAGACCUGGCGUGGGUUCAUUGAACUGGUGCGAGAGACCACUGCUGCACACUUAGCUCUGCUGGUGCCCAAAAACAUUUCUGCAUACCCAUCCAAUCAGGAGCGAUUCACGGAGGGCAACAUUGAUGUGUGGUGGAUUGUACAUGACGGAGGGAUGCUUAUGCUGUUGCCUUUCCUUCUGCGUCAGCAUAAAGUGUGGAGGAAAUGCAAGAUGCGUAUCUUCACAGUAGCUCAGAUGGAUGACAACAGCAUUCAGAUGAAGAAAGACCUAACCAUCUUCCUUUAUCAUCUACGAAUCAAUGCUGAGGUUGAGGUGGUGGAGAUGCAUGACAGUGACAUUUCAGCAUACACCUAUGAGAAAACUCUGGUUAUGGAACAACGCUCCCAGAUUCUUAAACAGAUGCAUCUCACCAAGAAUGAACGCGAAAGAGAGAUUCAGAGCAUAACAGAUGAAUCCCGUGGCUCCAUUCGACGCAAGAACCCAGCAAAUACACGAAUCCACCUGACUGUGCAGGAUGACCAAGCAGAAGGGAGUGAAGAGAAACCAGAAGAAGAGGUCCAGCUAAUCCAUGACAAAAAUGCAGCACCCACCCCUGCCAGCCCCCAAUCCCCUGCAGAGGAGGCGGAAACCCCUGGAGAAAAGGUUCAUAUGACAUGGACUGAAAAAUUUACUGGUGAUAAGAACAAGGGCAAAGGCCCCAGCACACCAGAAGGCAUCAAAGACAUCUUCAACAUGAAGCCUGAAUGGGAGUCCCUGAACCAAUCUAAUGUUCGACGAAUGCAUACUGCUCUUAAGCUAAAUGAAGUUAUAAUGAAAAAGUCCCAGGAUGCAAAGCUGGUACUUCUGAAUAUGCCAGGACCACCGAAGAACAGGACAGGAGAUGAGAACUAUAUGGAGUUUCUGGAGGUACUCACUGAAGGCCUCAAUCGGGUUCUGCUGGUGCGUGGAGGAGGCCGGGAGGUUAUCACCAUCUACUCUUGAGAUCCCCAGCUUGGCUUCCAUCAGAUUAUUUGCAAAUGACUGAACCGUCCUCGGCGCCUUGUAUAGAAGGAACAGACCCAUACCACCCUACCCUUUUCUGAUCAAAUGGUGGUGAUAUCAGCUCCACCAUCAUUUGUCAUUUGACAGCAACAAGAAAAAAAAAUGCAAGCUCUACGUACCCUUGUUGUCCAGCCACUCAAGUACAGGUUAUAUUUACUUGGCGCCUGCAGACAUUUAAAUAUUUCAUGCAAGCUUCAAACCAUCUAUUAGAACCUUUAACACAGAUGGGAAAGCUGGUUUUGUUUGUUAUUCACCACACCUGUAUUGGCUGGAGGCACACAUUUCUGGUGUUCUGAUUAUUAUGUGAAUUUGAAUGCGAUUUUGUCAAACUUUGUGACAAGCCAACCUGCUUUUUACCUGCCACUGCAUUUGAACACGUGUAGGCUCUUCUGAAAGACUGAUGAAUGUGGGGCAAAGCUGCUUUCUGGGAAAAUGGCUUUUCAGAGAAGUCAAGGCUAAAAUCCUUGAACUGUGAAGCUACAUAUAUAGGGGGAAAGUGCAUGGUUUGAAAAAAGAAAAAAAAAUACUUGUCAUUUUUUUUAAUUGUCUAAGGUGAGAUGUAAAAAUUGGGUGCAUAUAUAAAGCAUGAAAAACAUGAAAAUGUAGACCCUGAGCAUUGAAAACCUUUUAAAGAUCUUAAUGUAAAGUUUAAAUAGCAUUAUAUAUACAUACACACAUAUAAAGAAUAUAGAUAUUUAUACUUAUUUAUCUUUCACACACACUCACACGUGGGUGAAAGAUAAGUGUCAAAUCACACAGAUCGGUAAUAAUUACAUAUACAUUAGGAGAGUGUAAAAGAUUCUUAUACUGACCAUUUAUAAUACUAGUAAUCAGAAAAGAUGGCUGAGAUAGUUCUCUUAUUUAUGUUCUCUUUUUAGUGCAUUACGUCAAAACAUAUUCUUUAGUUGACUGAAAUUAAUUACAAACUGUACUUGUGCCAUGUUCCCAAGUUUGGAGCUCCUACCUUAAGUAGCCCACCUAAUAUAUACGUCAUGAAAGCAGGUAUGGGUCUUACAACUUACUGUAGGUGGUCGUCAUUGCCCUGUCCAGUUAAAUGUCAGACUGGUGGAGGUAAUAUUGGAAUCCAAAGGACCUCCCUAAUUAGGAAGUCUAAAACUGAAAAGGAAAUGAUAGACCAGCAAAAUGAGUUCCAGACAGCUUUCAUUGGAUAUUACAAAAUAUUCUCCUAACAAACAGGGGUGACUUUCUCUAAAUAUGCUUAGAAUAUUGAACCUAGUAGACAGGAGUGGAUUUCAGACCAUGUAUAUUCACACAGGCACUUCAACACAUUGGCCACUUCUAACUUAUUAGGCAACACGGAAGUACAGCUUCACAUUUCAUUUACUGAUGUGUUCCUGAAGAUUAGAGGAGUCGUUUUCACUCUCCACAUUGUAAGAUAUCUAUUGUAGCCAAUAAAAACACUUUAAUAUUACCACAGGAAGCUGCUGCAUGUCUGGCCUGCAGGUCAUGUCCUGUGGCUUGGUGCCAGAUUUUUAGCAUCUGUGUUUGUUUGCCAGUUUUCAUUAAACAAAGUACAAAUGUUUGUAAAUACAGUUCAAAGAAAGAAAGUUAAACUAUUUAGAAGGAAUAUUUUGAAUUAAAAAAAUAUGAAUAUUUAGACAGCAAGAAGAUGGCACAGCGUCUGUUCCAAUCGGUGCAGUACUUGUCAGUGUGUGUCUCAGAAUUGCAAUAUCUAAACACAGUGACUCCAAGAAAUAUUUCAAUACAAAAAAAACUGUGAAGUAGCUAACUUUUGUAAGAUAGUAAAUUACUACUAUUAUUAUUUUCUUAAAUCUAAUAGACAUACAUAUAUAUAUAUAUAUAUAUAUAUAUAUAUAUAUAUAUAUAUAUAAUUUUUUUUUAAAAUGCAAGACUUUCAAUGCUCAGCAGAGCCCCAGACAGAAAGUUAUAGGUGCAGGUGAGCAGCAGGUUGGCACUUGGUCAUGUCCACUUUUAAGUCCAUCACGUGGUCCUCCAUCAAGUAAUUUUGUUCUGUCAGCAUUGUAGGUUCUGGGGGAGGGGGGGCAUUAAGUGGGCUUAUGUGUGCUUUUUUAUUUUAUUUAUUUAUUUUUAAGAAGAAGAAGGUAUUGCACAGAUUGAAGACUACCUGGGGCAGAGCAGAAAUAACAGGAGAAAGUUUGAGCAAAGGGGAACAGAACCACAUUUGUCUGCUACAUUCAUGAGGAACGUAAGCCCCUUUGAUGGAUGGGCCUGCUUGGGACGGUAGAACAGAAAUGUUUGAGAGGCCCCAGCCACCCCAACACUGGACACAGCUGGUGAAAGACUAGCCAGCUGACAGUAGAGACAUACUACUUCGGCAAGUGCAUUUUCAGAUUGGUGAGCUUGGAGACAAAAACAGGCCAGUGGUUUACACUCUGGCUUAAUUUUGACUUUUGAAACACAAAAAGUCUUGAUUCUGUAAGUUCUGAUCUUUCCUUUUAUGAUUACUGUUUGUUUAAUUGCCAUCACACAGUGAUUAUUACAUGAUUCAUACAUUUCAUGGUUCAUUAGGUGAAUGUACUGUACGUCUUUACACAUAUGAAGCACGUUCUACUUGAUUGCAAUUUUUUGAUUCUCGGCUUAGUUUUAAAGAGCCCAGACUAUGAUGAAAUCAGUUGAAUUAAACGAAGCAUAUCUUAGUUAUUGAGGUAGUGUUAGGAUAAGAAAGUUUCCAAACAAACGAUGUGAAACGAAAGGCGUUGACUUCAACCCAUUUUAAAAGUACAGAUAAUAAGCAAGCAGGUGAAGGCCUUUAGUCGACAUGGGUUAAAAUUCAUAAGAGCAGCUGAUGAAGAAGGGCUUACAUUGACAAACAAGUAAUUGUUGUUUUUUUGAUCAGUGUUCUGUGUUCACCUAAGUCCCACUGCUUUUUUAAUAAAGCAAGAAAUAAGGAAAUGACGUUGGUAAGUUCAGUAUUUGUACCCUUUCCAGAGUCCUUUUUGUGCUAUGCAUGAAUUGGCAGCACUAGAUGAUGGGAAACUGAUAACAGACCUCCCAUCACCUCCACUAAAUAUGGCAAGCAGAUCUAAAAUGAAUCUGCACCUUGAAACGUUGCACUUAUGUUUCCAAAGGGUCUACUAGCAUGCUCCAGACACAGUAUUGUGUUUUUCAGAUCAAGGGAAUGAUAGUUGCUUCUGAUGGUUGGUUAAAAGAGAGCAUCACCAAAAAGAUGAAAGAAUUAACAUGUAGCUCUCCACGGUAUUGACAGCAGCUGUGUAAAGCACUGUGAUUUGCUGCCCCUGAGCCAUGUAUUUAAGCUAUGAAAGCACUUUGACAACACCCCCGUGCCAUUCCGCUGGAAAGUUAUGGAUGAUAGGUUCUGAUAUAGAUGAACGUUCUGAUCAAACGUAGCUUGCCUGACAGUGAUAGAAGACUAGGAACCAAUAGUAUAACACCAUGUUUUUCAAGUAUUGUGCCACAGCACAGAGGUGUACCCUCAAAGCUACCCAGGUGAGCCAUGGAGUUUAUAGUGUGUGCACAUGGGUCUAAACCUGAGAGGGUCAAGCUCCUCAGGUGCUCGAGACCUGUCUGAAGAGGAUAGGACAGCCUGGAGAAGCUGGCAUAAAAGCAGCUCCACAAUCACCAUGUUAGAGCACUUCAGACGCGCCUCAGGGCUGUGUGGUCGCCUGCAAAUUGCACAGGGCUGGUGGAUAGUGGGCAUAUGAGAGGUCAAAGGGACGAAGCAGCUGGGGAUGUGCCCAAAGUGCUCAGUAAGUGUUGUGUCUUUUUUUCUGCUGGCUUCUCUGGUACCCUUGCCCCUUUGGACAGUUGAGCAAGUACAUGAGAUAUACUAUAUAUGUGUUUGUGGUUAGUACAAUAGUGUUGUGCCUUGAGAUGUCUUGAGAUGUUUUUGGUUUCAAAAAGUGUGCCACUGCAGGAAAAAGGUUGGGAAGCACUACAAUGACAUGAUAUAAGUAUACCAUCUAGGAUCAUUCCAUGUCAUUUGUUGGUUGACCAGGUAGCUUUGCACCAAAGAAAUGAGAAAAGACAUGUUUUCCAAGACUUGAACUGCUUUAUUGCAAAAAGUAUCCCACAAAGUUGGUAAAAUUGAGCUCUGCUGCUUCAGUGUAGGACAGGGUUCUUCUUUGCUGGAGGUUGGCAACCUCCUCUCAGUGAAAGAUGGAGGUAUGUAAAUACUGCACAAAGCUGAAAUCCUCCAGUAGUGGCAAAUGUUUAAUGAUCCGAGUGCAAGGCUUUCCUGCUAAUGAAGAGAGCACUGCAGGUCUCAGGUCCAGGUCUCAGACUUUAUUGCUUGUAUGAUUUACAGUACGUUUGCUGUGACAGUGAAGAUAUUUGGUUCCUACAUAUCUUUGUAUGUUAAAUUGAGUCUGAUUCUCAUGACUCUAGACACAGCGAUGUGAAUGAAUUUACUGAUUUCUUGUUAUUUGCCAAUUAGCAGCUUUUCAUCUUUUUGGGGCAGCAAAGCUAUGGAUUAAAGAAACUGUCACUGACAGAUGACAUGGCUGUCCCAAAUAAUUUCACCGGAGACUCACUAGUGGUUGUUUAAAGCCAGCAGAACAUACAGGGGUUUAGAUGAGUGUUAAACUCUAAACUGCAAAGGUAUGGCAAUCAGAAUAUGAACGAAUAUAUAGGGACUACAUUUGGUACAUAAAUAAAUACAAAUGGUAAUAUAUGAAUGCAUGUUGGCUCAGUAGGGAGCUGCUCAUUCCAGCAGCAUCAGGACAAAGCUGGGACCAAACCACUCCUGGCGAACAAACCAGCACAUUUCUGAGUGCACUUAAAGUCAUGUGACGCUGAGUUCAAGUCACAAACUGAUCAAACACGCAUGUGGACUUGGAGGGAGAUGCAGAAUUCACCCAAGCGAGGCCUUGACGUGCUGCCCCAUUCAGUUUUGGUCAUUUAGUAUUUAAAACUGAAGAGGACCGUGUAAUGCCGUGCAGUUGCAGCUUAUCCUAAUACAUAAUCACACGGUUUUGUUCAUCCAACACAGAGUUAGGAAUUGAAUAACGAAAAGAAAAAUAUGAUGAAUCAAGUGAGAAAUUAUUUUUGAUGACUAUAGAUGUUCCUGCACAAACAUUGGGCUCAGCAGGACAGACGUCGUGCUGAUGUCUACGUUGCAAGUGCGGUUUGAUUCUUAGACAUUAAUCUAAUUUCUCGUGUUAAAAUUUCAUAAGCCAUAUAAACAUUUAUUUUUUUAGACACAUUGCAUUAAAGUAAAAAUCUACUAGGCUCAGAGUAAUAUUGUGCCAUCAUCUUGAGGACAGUCCGUCAGCAUGCUCAAAAUGUUUGUAUCGUAUGAAGAGUGCAAAACACUCCGCUCACUGUGCCGAAGUGAAUUCCAAAUCGUCUGUGGCCUCCAUUCUCUAAUAGCUGCACACUUUCCUGCUAUCCGUUUGUAGCAAAGUAUCAAUGGGCCAUGCUUUCAAAGCGAUGGAUCCAUUUGGGGGAAACGUUCUUUAGGCUCGAAGAAGAAAUCCCUUUACGUGUCAGUAACCUGUUGCCAAAUAAUGAAAUAUAAAUACUCUUCUCUUUGUACAAUAUAAAUAAGAGUUUACAAAUGUAUUUUAAAAACGAAAGUACUCCUUUUACUGUGUUACGGUUUCAUGUAUGCUCUGUAGUUUAUUAUUUUGAUGCAUGAAAAAGUACUUUUUUAUUAACGUAUGAGCCUCAGAAUUUAUUAUAAAAGUUGUAGAGGAACUCGUGUUUGAAAGAGUAGUAAUUUAUUAUAUUGAAGAUCUCAUCUGCUGCCAAAAAUACAAAGCAAUCAAAUGUAAGUAAACCAGCGCGAAUUGUUGUGAUCACCGAUUCCGUGCAAUAUUUACUUCAUGCAUUUCGAUCAAGAGAUUUAAUCCUGGAAAGAGAUCAGAGAGCAAGACCUGGCGGAAUUUGGAGGUGUUCUCUUUGAGUCUCAAUGGAGAAGUGUUCGCUUUUUUAAAGAAUAUCUUCUGCAUUGUGUGGUUUGGCAGUUCAAAAUGAAGAGCUUUUUUUUCUAAAAGAAAAAAUAUUGUUUGUAGAGCAGGUAAUAAAUGUGUUAUCUAUGUUUUUAACUCUAUGUAAAACAAAUAUUGUUGCAUAUGACACAAAAGAGAAUUUUUAAACUUUUUGAGUUGAGAAUGCUGCUAAUCUAUAUAGAUUUGUUUGUAUUGUAUUUUCAAAUGUACUAUAUAUAUAUAUAUAUAGAUAUAGAUAUAUAAAAUAUAUACACAUAUAAGAAAGAGACUAAGCAUACAAAAGAAAAUGAGAAAGGGUCUUCUGCACUAUGUAUCACUUGAGGGGAAUCGACUCGGACACUGCAGUCUGAAAGUGAGGGGUGUGUGUGAAGAGAUGAUGCCCUCGUCACCUAAUCGCGCAGCAAUCCUCUGUUAGCACUGCUAAUGGCUACCUAGCGGACAUCCCGGGCACAACCGUCAGAGACCCGUGCCUGCACACAGCAAUCCACAACAGCUUGGGGGCUUCGCAUACACAAGACUGCCAUUUAUUUGGCCUUUAGUCAUGUGGAGUGAGAGAUCAAUGAAUCCUUCACCAAAUGUACGAUGAUUCUGUUACACAGCGGUAGGACCCAAUUAUUUUCUGGGAUGGGUGGUCUGUCUUGUUCUGCUUCUGCUACCACUUAGCUUAUUGAUGAUAUAUUUGUCAAUUACAUUAAAGCUUUAGUAAAGCAUUAAGUACACUGCCUGGACAAAAAAAAAAAAAAAACUCUUUUCUUAUUGGACCAUCGAGAUUUGAUUACGGCACACUUUUGUCAUAGCUUUGUUUUGACGAGCUCAUCCAGAUUUGCCUUCGUUUUUCUCCGAGAUCUUUUCAAUCACACCAUAAAGUUUUCUCCAUCCUAUCCCAAAGACUUUCAAAAGGGUUAAGGCUCAUCUUGAAAAUGAUUCUUUAUGUUCCCGGAAACACUCAAUUGGGCUUUGUCGUCAGUGAAGAUAACCUGAUCAGGAGAUUCAGAUACUCAGCUGACUUCAUUUUAUUGCCGAACAACUGAAGCAGACCCCCAUCAUUACACCACCACUCCGGGGGCUUGUACACUGAGUACUAUGCAUGACGGUUCCACCUCUUUGUACGAGUCCCUCCUUACUCUGAUGCACCCACCGUUACAGAAUAGGUCAAAUCGGGACUCGUCACACCACAACCUUUCUCCAUUGCUCCACAGUCCAACCUUCACUGGUAAUUGGGAGUUGUUUAAUCUAAUUAGCUCCGACAAGGGGUCAUCCUGUGGCCUCAAACAGGUUUAGUCCCCGUCCUCGUCACAUUGUGUGUGUGGUUAAUGCUCUUCACUAUUAAGCAUAGCUGGGAGGCUCCUGUCAGGUUUCAUGAUACGACUUCCCCAAACACUUUAACGAUCUCCGCUUACGGUAAGAUUUUUUUUUCUAACCGCAAAGCUGACAGUUUCACCACUGUCCUUCCAUGUUUUUUAAUUAUAUGUGGAACAGUUCUUAAGCCAAUUCCAUUAAUUUCAACAAUCUCUUUAGUGGUUUUCUUUGCUUGAUGCGGGCCAAUAAUUUGCCCCUUCUGAAACGCAGUAACAUCUUUUCCACGGCCACGGGAAACGUCUGCAAAUUUGUCUGUUUAACUUCCUUCACAUUAACCCCAGGCAUCACUUGGGUGCCGAAAUCUAUGUAAAUAUGGUUAACCUCAAAUUCUACUCGGGGUUAGCCGAUUUUGAAAUGAUAUGGAGCAUUAUGUCCAAAUAUCAUGCAGGACAGUAUUCUGAUGAAUUUUUCUAUGCAUUCUGCCAUUCUGUGGUAACUUGCCAACAUUUCUGAAUAGGGUGGAGCCUUCGACGAAAACAUAAUGGCGUGCAAACAAGAAGCUGUAAAGCCGGUUUUAUUACCAACUAAAAACUGAACCAUUAGAUGAAGCGAGCGAUAGUGACAACAAUAUGAACUGGUCAUGAAAUGCUGACAUGGCCAUCGAGAUGGAGGCAUGUGGUGCUACACAACCGAACUGGCGUGAUAUGCCUGGCGAGUUUGGUCCCGUUAAGGUUCAGCAAGUAGCUUCAUGGCAAAAUCAUUGCAGUCAAGCAGAAGGACCAGAAAGAAGCACUGUUCAUAAUACAGUACAGCAAAUUCUGAUGUUCGCUUUAGGGGAAACGGAUGUGCUGUGGUAGCCUACAGUGGGCAUGUCGAUCAGGCUGACAUUCUAGCCACUCGUGCGUAAGCAACAGAAAAAACUAUUAGAAGAAGAGUGUGCCACAGAAACACACAUCUACUGCCCGAUUACAGCAGUAGACGCUAUGCAUACUUCUCCUGCUGUAUUCUUAAGAUAUUUUAGUACUUACAUAUUACUAUUACACGUAAUAAACUUUUUCCUUGCAGAUAAAAAAAAAUAAAAAUCAAUGUUAAACAUAAAACUAAGUGGGCAAUGAGACGAGAAGCUACAAACUGCACCAGUUAAAGAAAUUAUUGGCAGCCGAAAGCCCCAAGUGCUAAUCACUGCAGUAACGGUCCAGUCGUACGGAUUUUUGGCCUGGCAGUGUUCACAGCUGAAGGGAAAAGAAAAGAUUUGUGGCCAUCUUGUGUCACUUUACAGAGGGCUUCUGUGAAGGUGAUACGUGGAGUAAAAACAGUAGCACUGAAUUCGCUCAGAGAUGGUAACAAGAAGCAGAUAUUACAAGACACUAGGAAUGCCAGGCUAUUUAUUAAUUUAUUGUUUUAAUUUUUAAAAUUUAACUGGCUUCCUGCACCUUUCUUUAUACCCUGUCCAGUGUUUAACUGGAAAGCCACUGAGAAAGGUGCACCACUAUGCAGCAAGAGGGUGAUGAGGUUGAAAGUCGCUAUAUAUUUUAUUUUGUUGUUUAAUAAGGCACACAUCAUUCUCCAUGCUCUGAAUUGUGGUAGUUUUAAAACGCAGGCAAUUUCUAAUCAAGGGCUCAGAGUAGAUUGCGGUGACUUGCCGAUGUUCACCUACCCAUCCCAGAAACAACAGUCCUUUGAUAUUUCACUUUCUGAUAAUCGGGAUAAGUGUUUCAACACGCACAGGACUAGCAAACAAGAGAAGGUGUCGGAUUCACAUUUUGUAUUUACUGUAUAUGCUGCAUGAUACAACAAUUCAUUGUAGCAAAAGGAGGGCAUUUAUAAGGGAGAAAAAGUGCAAUAUUUAUGGGGUGCAGAUGGCUGCCCCCAUGCCUAUCAGAAGACUGCAUCUGCAGUGUUUGUCUAAUACUCUACAUUAUUUAAAAAAAAAAAAAAAAAAAAAAAAAAACCACGUAAUCAAGUGGAAAGCAGCAGGAUGCCCUGCUUUAGUCCACUUGCCACCGUCUCAGGCCUGCCACCGUAUUGUUGUUCUCAAUGCAGCGUUGAGUUUGUAUUUACAACAAUGCAAAAGACAGAACUGCAGCCUUUGAAAAGCAGCGAGUCAUUGUAACAGGAAGGGAAUGGAGGAAAAGCAAAACAAAACAAAACACACGAAACGAAACAAAACCCCACCACCCACCGGAGCAGAACCCAAGGCAGUUUUGAAGUGCCCAAUAAAAAGUACUCAACUACUUGACAACUUUUACUAAUUUUUACAUUCAAGAUUUUUUUUCUGGAAGCUCCCAUUUUAAAUGCUUGAAGUCACUCUUUGUUUUACACGUUAAAUGAUUUUGUAAGCAGCACUAUUAUGUUUUAAGAUGCGGAGUGCUAAUAAUCUUGAUUUGCUGCUGGCUUGCAGCAUACAAGAAACAAGUUCUGUGCACAACUAUGCAACUUUUAACCCUCAUUUUGGCUGAGGCUGCUUUUCUGGCCGUCCAUAUUUACUCCUUUGAAGUAGCAGUGAGAGGCGCUGCUCCCCAGACACCUCAGCAUUCCUUAAUGAGAGCUCCUGAGGUUUAGUGCUUCCAUGGCUGGCUUUGGGUGUCAAUCCCAUCCAGCACCCCAUUCACGCUCAUCAUGGACCCCCAACACCACAGGCUCCUUCCUAGGUGUACUGAACCACACACUGAGGACACUGUACACCUAAAAAGCUCUCAGUUGAGGGUUUUCCCCUCAGUUCUAAGUUUCUUUUCUGUGGCCCUUUAACUUGCCAAAGUUGAUGGAGCUCAUUACUGCAAGCAUUUGGGAAGAAACAGAGGUGUUGUACAACUUGGUAUACUGUGACCAAACCCUUUUUUUAAAAUGCAAGCUCACUUAGAUGUAUAAAAACUAAAUGAAACUAGCUGUGCAGACUAGUGUGUAUUAUAAGAACCCCGCCCGUUUUACCUUUUAAUGUCUAUUUCCAAGUAGAUGCGUCAAUGCGUCUGGGAGGUGUGUGAAUGUUUCAGACGAGUUCCAGAGAAUAUCCAACAUGGCUCACAGUCCUUUCGACCCAACUGCAUGCAAUUUGUUGUGUUAAUGUUAUAAUUAUUUACUGUUAACCAUUUAUUUGUGCUUUAGAUGGUUUUAAAAAUGUAAACUAGGCAGACACAUUUUAGUACACCUGAGGGAGCAGACUAAUGCAGUGGUUCUCAAACUCUGGCUUUUGUACCAACCAAAUUCUGUUUUUAAUUGAACUCCUGGCCUAACUAAGCAAGCCGUUGGGGUCAAUGUAGAAAUUACAAAAGUGUGGGGGAUUUUUAUUUUCAUCCCAAGCAUUUAUUCCUGUUCCAUUCUAAAUUACAAUUAUUUAUUUUUAAAAACUUAAUUUAUUUUUUCCAUUAUGAUUAUGCACUUUACCUGCUGUUCAGUUUAUUAAAGCUAUUAUUUCUAAUGAGCAUGUUAAUGGGGUUAAUGUUGAAGCAGUUGCAACCUUCCACCAUUCAGCCUUGUUUGGCUAGUUGUCUAUUCUGCUUGUUGUUGUCACUACUAAAAUACAAUAAAAACAACACAGAAAAACGCAUAUUAAUAGGAAAACAAAAAGGUAUGGACAUUUUUCCCCUAUUGUUUUACAUGCUCAUUUGUAAAUAUAAAAAACACACUUCUGAAUGCAGAAUGAGGGGGGAAAAAACAAAUGAAUGAGGUUGCUUAAAAUAAUACAACUUAUUUAUGAAACUGGUUGGAGCAAAAACCAGCAGCCACAGUGAGUUCCCCAUGACAGAAUUUGAGAACCGUUGGGACUACCGAAUGCAGUUUGCCUCAAACUACUGCCAUGUCUGUAUGUGUUUAUAUAUAAAAAAAAUAUAUACACACACACACGUUUAUAUACAUAUACACACACACAGAAUUACAUGGGUUACAUUGGGUGUACACAAGUUAUUAAACAUUAAUUGAUGGUCAAAAGUGCAACUGACUACAGGUCGUGCAAUAGCCUCUGCACUUUUUUAAAAAUAUUUUGUUAAAAACAGACAAUAUGCAGACCCUUUAAAAAAUGUAUCACAUUUACAUGCAAAGAACAGAAUGAACCAUUUGCUUUCCUGGUAUUUAAGAAUGUGAAGAGAAGCAGCAGUUCUAAGCAAUAUUCUGCCAAAGCUGCCUCCUAGAACUCCAGUAUGAAUACAAGUGCUGCUCACACUCACUCACUCUAUCGCUCACUCUCUCUAGUGACUUUACAAUUAGUGUCACGCUUCAUGAAACGAACCCUGCCCUUUGUUACUCCCAGACAGACAGGGCCAGGGAUGGGGGUUCGAGGCUUCUCAAAACUUAAACUACUACACUACACUACUAGUUAACUAAGCCUUUUAUCCCCCCCCCCCCCCCCCAUCUUAAAACAAACCACUUGGCCCUUUUGUAUGACUUUCACAGUAGUCUUAAAAAUGGAUCAAAAUGCCUAGAAGCAGCUCUUUCAGUGGACUCUUUUCUGUUAUCCCAGGUAGACACAGUAACUCUGUAGAAUCUGUAGUGUGUUUCUUUGUGUUUUCAGCUGUGUGCAAUACACAGAAUAGGAAGAGGUGGGAGUGGGAAACGUGUAAAUAAACAUUUGUGCUUAGCAGUUUAUUUUUGUGUGUCUGUGACUUGAAUAUAUCACAAGAAAGCUGUAUUCUCUAUUGUGUUCAUUGAUAUUAAAAGUAGUUUUAUCUUUCAUGUCAAAAGCUUCUAUAAUAAUUGCUUCUGGUUUUCCUGUAUCAUUUUAUAGAUUUGUCUGCACAAAAUGCAAUAAAAAAUCAUUUUAUUAUA